This is a messenger RNA of Planococcus citri (citrus mealybug), 1449 nucleotides long. Its product is annotated as pancreatic triacylglycerol lipase-like. The transcript is spliced from 7 exons. Gene Ontology annotation, biological process: lipid catabolic process. The record is from RefSeq and is a predicted model, not a curated record. Gene Ontology annotation, molecular function: lipase activity. The coding region runs from base 114 to 1313 and encodes 399 amino acids. NCBI's taxonomy places the organism in Eukaryota, Metazoa, Arthropoda, Insecta, Hemiptera, Pseudococcidae.
UUUUUCACGUCACCGUAACGUCACAAAUUCGUCGAUCCGAUAAACUUUAAAUACUUUGUAGAGAUGCAUUUUCAAUCAAAUUACAUUUUCACUACGAUCGGUGACAGUACAUCAUGUUGAAGUAUAUCUUUCUCGGUUUGUUGGCGGUCUCCUGUCGAGGAGCACCUUUGAACGAUGGUCAGACUGAUGAUGUGGAAGAACAAAGUUACGCUUCGGCUUUAAUCAAAUUCAACGGCUACGAAAAUGAUAUGUUACCACCCGAAUUAUGCACAGACGACAAAAUCGUUGUAAAUUUCAAGCUGUACACGAGAGAGAACCCCAACGGUUACGAAUUGAGCACGAUGAACAAUCAAACUUUCAAGAACUCUUCUUUCAACGUUAAACACGACACUAAAGUUUUGAUCCACGAAUGGUUGCAAAAUGAAACUUACUCGUACGCUAAAGAUUUCGUAUCAGCUUACUUGAAGAAUAAAAGAGAAAAAGGCAUCCAGGUGAUCGUCGUUGACUACGGUUCAGUUUCCCGUUGCCAAUUCAACAGAGCUCGCGAAAUGCAACCGAAAAUCGGUGAACAAGUCGGAGAAUUGUUGAAAUCUUUGAUGAAAUAUGGACAAGUUCCGUCGAAAGUCCACAUUAUUGGUUUAGGUAUGGGAGCUCAAAUCGCCGGUUACUCCGCCAGACAAAUCCACCCAAGAAAAAUUGGACGUUUGACCGCUUUGGACCCGACUUUCAUCGGAUACUUGGAACACCAACCACAACUCAAAUCGAACGAUUCGGAUUUCAUGGAUGUCAUCCAUACCGCUCAAAGAAAAUUCGGAUCCGUCAGACAUUUGGGAAAUGCUCGUUUCUACCCCAACGAUGGAACUCGCCAACCAAUGGGAAAUGGAAAAUCGCCUUUGGAUGCUAGCGUCCUCAGUCACUUGGCCUCCGUAUUUUACUACCUAGAAUCGAUCGUCGACAUUACCUACUUCAAAGCUCGUCUGUGCAAUAACUACGUUUCGUACUUACGUAACAAAUGCCAAGAACCAGCCGUUUACAAUUACAUGGGUGACGAAGCAAACAUCAAACUCUUCGGUAACUUCUACUUGCAAGUCCAGUCUCCAGUGCCUCCAUUCGGUAAUCGCGAAUUAGACGUCAAAGUCUUCGAGUUGGUUCACCACUAUCUAGUAACAGAAAGAGGAGUUGUAGUACUCGACGAAACCGAUGUCGAAAUCGUCAAGAAAACUUACGAAAAGAAAAGAACUGAAGACAAAACUUACACCAACGAGGAAAUCGCCAACUUGAUCAACAAAUACGGCCCCAAAAGCCAAAACUAAUCGAUUUGUUCUGAAAAACUCGUAGAACCUGUAGGUACGCGACGAAUUGAUUAAAUUACCUAUAUUUAGUUGAAAAUCAUGUAACGAUUAUUAUUUUAUUAUUCUUCGAAUAAAUUCUCAAUUCUGAAAAUAACAA